This is a messenger RNA of Pomacea canaliculata, 3686 nucleotides long. RefSeq lists its product as uncharacterized. Lineage: Eukaryota; Metazoa; Mollusca; Gastropoda; Architaenioglossa; Ampullariidae. Gene Ontology annotation, molecular function: serine hydrolase activity. The record is from RefSeq and is a predicted model, not a curated record.
ACUGAAAUCUGGCUUCGUCCUGUUGCGCAGCGAGAAAAUACCAACGCCAGGAGGAUCUCCAGGGAGGCCUCGACUGCGCCCACGCCUGCACUGGUCCUGUUGUUUACGUGGUUGAAGGCGAAGAAGAGUCAGGCCUUCAAAUACGUGGAGAUGUAUCUGUCGCGCGGGUUUGACGUACUGCAUAUCACCAGCGCUGUCGGGCAAUUCCUGUGGCCGCCGCUGUCGCAGAAGUUAGCCCGUGAGUUUAUCGAGGUUCUGAAGGGUCAUUGUCGGCACUACGAGGACCUCCUCGUGCACGGCAUGUCCAUUGGCGCAUACAACUACACCACGUGCCUAAUGCUGGCCGACGAGGACCCCGAUCGCGAAGGAAGUCUUCCUAACCGAGUCCGCGCAUGUGUCCUUGACAGCUUGACCCUCGGGACGCUGGACAACAUGAUGCAGGGCAUCGUCGUAGGGGUCACCAAGAGAGCGCCGCUGCAGCACCUCAUGAAAGGUACCAUGAGAACGUACCUAUGCGCCACCAGGCGUCAGACGGUCGACUUUUACCUCAAAGGCGUCGAGUUUUUCCGAAGUCGCCCCGCAAAAGUGCCUACACUUGUCUUUGCUAGCCAAGACGACCCCAUGUGUGAUUACGCUCACUUAAAAUCUUUAGAGACACACUGGAAGGGCAAAGUAAAAAUCCCAGUAACCUUUCAAGUAUGGGAAAAGUCAACACAUUGUGGACAUUUACGACUCCACCACGACGAAUAUGUACGGACAUUAGAUGAUUUUUUAAAGUCCCUGAAAAUGAUUUCCGUUCAAGAAAAGGUCGUUUCUAAUGACACUAUGUUAAAAUCAAAGUUGUGACAGUCCGUACUACUACUACUACUACUACUACUACAACAACAACAACAACAACAACAACAACAGUGCUGUUUGAAACUAGUCGAAUUAAGCAGUGAUGAUACGGCUGCUAAACCAUACUGAAUGAAUGCCGUUCGAACAAACGAUGUCAGAAUAUGUGUGUGUCAGUCUUCUCAAAAUCCAUGCAUUGGUUGAGUGAGUUCCCGAGUCAAGGCAUUUUAUUAGUGAUAGUGAUUCAAUGACAGUAUUCAUUGAAGCGAGGGACGCAUUCAAACCGCAGUAAAGAAAUGUUAAAUUAGAAACAGCUUAUCAAGUGACAGCAUCGCUUUCCUUCAUCAUAAUAUACUUUAUCAUCUUCUGCCGUGUUGGUGCCAGUUCGAAACACCAUUUAUCACCUAGUUAGACAAUUUUCAGAGUACCACGAUACAACAGAGCCAUUUAAACGUGUUAGACAUUCCCUAAACAGAGACAUAACCUUGUUUUCUCGCCUUGAUUUUCUUUUUGCUUGCGGGAUGAAUUGUAAUCUAAUUUUUGUUGGAAGAAAUAUAUUCACUUUUCAUGACACGGGUAAGCAAGUUUUUUGGUUGCAGUAUUAGAUCGUGGAUGACAGGCUGUGAUAAUUUUGUCGACGAAGCUGAUAGUUCAAAACUAGACCAGUAUCAGUUAAAAAUACAUAAAAAUAAGAUAUAUAUUCUGACGCACAUCUAACUGUUGCUUUAAAAAAAUCUGACGGGAAAGGUAUUGAGGUAAAGUUUUAUUGUUUCUAAAAUAAAUUUUACAGAUUACAAUUAAGAAGAUUUUUAAAUAUUUGUUUUUUACAUAUCGACUUCUAACAGAGAAAGAGGCAGUCGGGUGGACAAACGGUGUGGUUGGGGGAAUGAAAAACAAAUGGGUGGUGGAGAAGAGGACACGUGGUAGCUUUUACAAUGAUCUUCGUUUCCGGAACCAGUCUCCGAUGUGGUCAGAAAUUCGUAUACUAUUGCGGACAUACUGACCUUGCAUAGUGCGCAUAAUUGGGGUCGUAGACCUUCACACAAAUCGAGCGACUCAGGCAAAGGAGUUCAAGAGAAAGCGAGACAAUUCGUACUGUUCGCUCCUCAUUGCUCAUCUUGGAGUACGGCUGAGGGGAACCUUGAGGACGAAGACGAUUCUCCGUUCACAUGUGAGAAUCGAUGGCGUCCAGAAAACACCUCCCUCUCCCCAGCUUCUUCCUUUCACUGAUGUCCGCGUUUUCUAAAGUGUAAACUGACUUUCUAGCGGAGGUUUAUUGGUUUAUCGCAACUGUCUGGGUCACAUUAUUGGUAAAUGGCUGUGUCGGAACAUCACAGGCACUGUAAAUCCUUCCCUGAAGAAUCCUGCUCUAUAAAGCUGCAAACAAAAUGUGUAUCCCAGAAUCCUUAUCGCGUUUCUAUAGGCUGCUUAGUGUUUCAGUUUCAUGUCAUCGAUUCUCUCUGUCCGCAGUUUAAAAGCUGCUGGGAAUAAUAACACGGAUGGAAACUGCAAUAUCAGUGAUAUGUAUUUCAGAGUCAAUCUGAUUCAUUACAUGCAUCGAAAAUGAAUUGCAAAUGCACGUUUUGUAUUAUUCUGCACUACACAAUAACCUGAAUCGAAAAUAAAAUUAGUUUGAUUGCACUCUCAGUACUAGUAGUCUUUACAAAGCAAGGGAUUAUUAUUUUUAUUUAUUUAUUUUUUUUGGUGAGAUUUCUGCCUCUACCAAGAGAAAUCCUUACACACAAUAAAUGCCAUCGAUUCUCUCUUUCACUCACUCUGUGUUGCAUCUGUGUGAGCGCGUGCUUGCGUGCCAGAGAAUAGCCAGCAAGCAGCAAGGAGAUAAGUUGUGCUUAGAGUGUAAUGAAAGCUGUAGACGCAAUAGAAAGACCAGAAUGUGGAUGUGGACAAAACGCUAAAAAUUCUUCUAGCACCAGCCUUCGCCGUAUAGGGUUCCUCUGGACAACCGCUUGUGGUGAGAGAUUUCUUUAGAAAAAGCCCACAGACGCUCCCGUUGGAUCGAAACUAAUUCGCUUAAAUUUUGCGACCGCAGCAUCGGUGUCUGCGAUUCCAGCUGUUGCCCUCUUUAAAACGUCUUCCCCGGGGUUAAAGGCGGCUGUGCGAAGUGUGUGGCAAGAAAUCGACAAUCGUCCGUCUGAUGCUAAUGUUAAAGUAUAUCCUUUAUCUGUGCCUUGACUUUAUUUAUGUAUUUAUCAAUGAGUGAAGUGUAUUCAUAGUCCAUGGAUUUAUUUAUUUGUUAUGCAAAUAAACGUGAAACGUGCAAAUAAACAUCAAUGUGAAAUAUAUUUACUAUGUAUCCACAUCACAUUUUAAUUUGGUUAUUAAUAAAUUUUAUUAAUGAUACUCCUGUUUCUUUUCGUUCUGUGAUUUCUUCCUUAGUUCCACCACCUCAGCCAGUUCACACACCAUACGUCUUCAGAUUGUGAGUGUGCGUGCACGAUGCGUUUUGAGUUUGCGUUCGCGUGUCAGGGAAGUAUUCAUCGAUUAUGCAAAUAUCAGGGAGCAAAGUAUAUUCAUUCAGUGUUUCGAUUUACUUAUCACUUUCCUGAUGUUGGGGUGGGUGGGUUUAGCUCUUGCAGCCAGCAUGUGUGACUAUGUCAAAAUCGGCAAUAAUGCUUUACGUGACAUGUUAUUUUCUCCACAACUGAAUUACGGGCUGUGAGCUUGUAGCAUAUAGUCUGCUGAUUCUUUCUGUAUAUAAGCUGCUUUGAUGAGAUUGUUCUACAAUGGAAGGUCGUUAGCAAAAAUAUUUGCCCACGCCCCAGGUAUUGACCUGCGUGCACUUUUCGAAAGCUCUCUCUCUUUCUUUCCCCUCUCCCUCUCUCUCUCUCUCA